Messenger RNA from Saimiri boliviensis boliviensis (Bolivian squirrel monkey), 1613 nucleotides. Lineage: Eukaryota; Metazoa; Chordata; Mammalia; Primates; Cebidae. The record is from RefSeq and is a predicted model, not a curated record.
CCAAUCGCCCGGGGCCCGGUCGUCAUGGCGACGGGGCACGCUAACGCUCCGGGCGGAGCGGGGCGCGAUGGCGCAGAACAGGUACGGUCCCGGAGUCCGGAUCGGCAACUGGAACGAGGACGCCUGCCUGGAGGAGGAGCUCAUGAAAGACUUCUUAGAGAAGAGAGACAAGGGGAAACUCCUCAUACAGAGAAGUAGAAGACUGAAAAAGAAUCUUUUGAGACCGAUGCAACUUUCCGUAACUGAAGAUGGUUAUAUUCAUUACGGUGACAAAGUGAUGCUUGUGAAUCCUGAUGAUCCUGCUGUAGAAGCUGAUGUGUUUCUGGGUGGGGACCUGAGCCUGUGUAUGACUCCAGAUGAAGUUCAGUGCCAUCUGAGAGAUGACUUAGAGGUGCCCUGUGGCCUGAGUGCCGUUCAAGCCAAGACCCCGAUUGCUAGAAACACUUUUAUCAUUCUGAGCGUACACGGAGACGCCACUGGUCAAGUCCUCAGAUAUGGGCAGGACUUUAGCCUGGGGAUAACAGGAGGAUUUGAAAACAAAAUGUUGUAUUUAUCAAGUGACCACAGGACCCUCCUGAAAUCGUCUAAGAGGUCUUGGCUCCAGGAAGUGUACCUAACAGAUGAGGUCUCUCACAUGAAUUGCUGGCAGGCUGCCUUCCCCGACCCCCAGCUACGCCUGGAAUACGAAGGCUUCCCCGUCCCGGCCAAUGCUAAAAUUCUCAUCAAUCACUGUUACACAAAUCGGGGCCUGGCAGCCCACCGGCAUCUGCUCUUAAGCACCUAUUUUGGAAAGGAGGCUGAGGUGGUCGCUCACACGUACCUGGAUUCACACAGAGUUGAAAAACCAAGUAACCACUGGAUGCUGGUUACUGGAAAUCCCAGGGAUGCCUCGUCCACCAUAUCGGAUCUGCCCAAACCGCCGGCAGAGGACACUAGAGCCAUGGAGCAGACCAUGGGCCUUGACACGCGGUAACGCGCCAGGUACAUGCAUGUUUCCUCUGGUCCUGCUCUCAUCAAAUGUAGCUUCAAAAGAAAUUAACAACCUUGGUCACGCCUCAAGCUAGUUUUGAAUCGGAUAUGGGGACUCUCUGAGCACUAUAGUAAAAUAAAGAUUACAUUAAGAUUAUUGAAUUUGUGUGGGAGCCUAGGCCUAGAAAAAAAACAGCUCUGGAGAAUAAAUAGUAUUUGAAAGUGACACACAACGGCCUUUGGUUGAUAAACAAAUUCUGAAGAACUCAGCUUCCUCUGCUUAAACCCUUCAUUGUCUACAGGGACAGUGCGCCGCUUUUUAAAGUUAUGUCCACGUAAUAAAGCUAUUGGAACUGUGGUGAAUGGUCGGCACCAGUUUCCCUCUUGAAUGUACUGAAACAGAAGAAGCUGACGGCUGUGAGCUGUGGCCCUACCUUGGAAUUCAACAUUUCUGCCUUUGUAAAACAUCCUAUUUUUAUUUCUAUCUGUGGUUUGCGAGGUCCGGACCUUUACCUGAUCUGUAACCUAUUACGUUGUAAUGAUUUUUAAGCUGCAGAAUCUCUGCCUUGUCUUUGAAACUGGCACCUUAGUUGUGGCACUCAUGUGGCUAGAAGGUUCCUGCCAGAAUAAGUAUGUAUCCUUCC